This is a messenger RNA of Ilyonectria robusta, 1353 nucleotides long. Its product is annotated as permease for cytosine/purines, uracil, thiamine, allantoin-domain-containing protein. The annotation marks the transcript as partial. Gene Ontology annotation, molecular function: transmembrane transporter activity. The transcript is spliced from 4 exons. The record is from RefSeq and is a predicted model, not a curated record. Gene Ontology annotation, cellular component: plasma membrane. Gene Ontology annotation, biological process: transmembrane transport. Lineage: Eukaryota; Fungi; Ascomycota; Sordariomycetes; Hypocreales; Nectriaceae.
ACGGGCUCUGUUGAAGCUCGAGGCAUCGAUCCCGUGCCUGUAGAGGAGAGAUCCGAUAAGAAUGGACUAUCCCUGUUCGCCGUUUGGUUCACUGCGAAUUGUUCGCUUUUACCCAUCACUACAGGCAUAUCAGGCCCACUGGUUUUUGGAAUUGGUCUCCCAAUCUCGUCGCUGAUAGUUGUUCUGACGUCUCUCGUCUUCAUGAUUCCUGUGGCUUGGAUUGGCACAAUAGGUCCCAAAACAGGGAUGCGCCAAAUUGUUCAGACUCGCUACUACUUUGGCUUUGAUCUGGUCCUCAUUGUCGCCAUUUUACAACUUGCAACGCUGACUGGAUAUACUAUCAUCACAUCCAUUGUCAGUGGUCAAACCCUGACGGCGCUCUCGGAAGGGUCUUUGAGCUUGGCGGUUGGUAUUGUUCUUACCGUCAUCGUCGCACUUUUUGUUUCCUUUAUGGGAUAUACCUUUCUGCACUACUUUGAACAAUAUUCCUGGAUCCCUUCAAUGGUAGCCCUCAUCGUCACCGUUGGGGUUGGGGGUAAGAGUCUUCGAGCGCAAACCGAGCCAACCACACCCUCUGUGCAAGCUAUCAUGUCGUUUAUAUCUCUCUGCGCCAGCCUAUGUAUUUCUUGGGCGGCUAUUGUCUCUGACUAUUCGGUUUACAUCAGCCCAGAUGUUUCACGAUAUCGGACAUUUACGUUCGUCUACGCUGGUUACUGCAUUCCUUCAAUCCUUUUGAUGGUUCUCGGAGCAGCGAUCGGGGGCGCAGUGCCGAGUAACCCCUCUUGGGUUGAGGCCAACGACGCAUAUUCUGUCGGCGGCGUCAUGUAUGCCAUGGUGUCAUCGUCAGGCAAUUUCGGCAAAUUCAUCGCGGUAUUACUGGCCUUUUCCGUCAUGGGUAACACUGCGUGCUCACUUUACUCGAUAUCUUUGAGCAUGCAAUCACUUCAUUCGAUUCUGGUUCGCGUACCUCGCUACAUCUUCACCCUCGUCAUCUCAGCCAUCGUCAUCCCGGUAGCGAUUGUCGCUGCUGCCAAUUUCUACGCUUCUCUAACAAACUUUCUCGGCGUAAUUGGGUAUUGGACAUCCAUAUAUGUGGGAAUAUCUCUAACUGAACACUACUACUUCCGCAAAGGAGACUAUGGUAGCUAUGAAAUGCUUGAUUGGAACAUGAGACAGAAGCUCCCGGUUGGUAUUGCAGCGCUUACAACCAGCGCACUAAGUGUUGGCUUGAUUAUUCCUUCUAUGAGCACCGCUUGGUAUGUAGGACCAAUUGCCAUUCGAACUGGUGAUAUUGGUGUUGAGAUUGGAAUGGUAUUGGGUUGUCUCCUGUAUAUUCCAUUAAGGACCUUAGAG